AGCUAUUUCGUAUGGGGCCGUACGUACCUUUUUUCCUACACAAAUGCAAGAUACCAACUCCACCAUAAAAACCAAUAUUAUUUCCAUUCCCAUCAGGGGAAGGUUUCUUCACCACAACCACUCACACAUUUACACGAAAAUGUCCACUACUAAUUAAUUAAUUAUAUAUUCCCCCUUCAUUUAUAGAUAAGAUAUAGUACCUAUAUGAUGAAUUAGUUGUAGGAAUUAAUGGAGUGGGAAUGGGCGUUAGAGUUCUUGAAGGGCAUGAUCCAGCCGGUGGCGGCGCUGUCUGUGGUGGCGAUGGCGGUGGCGCUCUCGUAUUUUCAGAAGCUGGGGCUGGAGUGGGAGAUGGCCUACUCCAUCUUCAGAGCUUUUCUUCAGCUCUCCAUCAUUGGAUUUGUUUUGGAGUUCAUUUUCAAACAGGACAAUGCUAUAUGGAUCCUCAUGGCUUAUCUUUUCAUGGUGUCGGUUGGCGGUUACACGGCGGGACAGCGCGCGAAGCAGGUGCCUGGAGGGACGUACGUGGCCGGGGCAUCGAUUCUGGUGGGGACCGGAAUCACCAUGUUUUUGUUGGUUACACUGCGCGUCUUCCCUUUCACCCCGCGAUACAUCAUCCCCGUUGCCGGCAUGAUGGUGGGGAACGCCAUGACCGUCACCGGCGUCACCAUCAAGAAGCUCCGCGACGACAUCAAGAUCCAGAUGAGCCUGGUGGAGACGGCUCUUGCUCUGGGAGCCACGCCGCGGCAGGCCACGCUGCAGCAGGUGAAGCGCUCGCUGGUCAUAGCGCUGUCGCCGGUGCUGGACAACGCCAAGACGGUGGGGCUGAUAUCGCUGCCGGGGGCGAUGACGGGGCUCAUCAUGGGCGGGGCCUCGCCUCUUCAGGCCAUCCAGCUUCAGAUUGUGGUCAUGAACAUGUUGGUGGGAGCUUCCACCGUUAGCAGCAUCAUGUCUACCUACCUCUCUUGGCCUUCCUUCUUCACCAAAGCUUAUCAAUUGGAGACUAACGUCUUCUCCGCCGACUAAACUCAUCUCUCCAAAUCAAACGAAUUGGUCUCAAAAUGGAACCAUUUUUCUGUAACCCCUCAUUAAUUAUUGUGUUUUCAUCAAUGUACAUGAAAUAUUAAUAAUUACUCGGGCUAAAACAAAACAAAUUAUAUA
Messenger RNA from Salvia miltiorrhiza (redroot sage), 1158 nucleotides. Its product is annotated as protein ALUMINUM SENSITIVE 3. The transcript is spliced from 2 exons. Lineage: Eukaryota; Viridiplantae; Streptophyta; Magnoliopsida; Lamiales; Lamiaceae. The record is from RefSeq and is a predicted model, not a curated record. The coding region runs from base 229 to 1023 and encodes 264 amino acids. Gene Ontology annotation, biological process: response to aluminum ion.